AUGUCCUCCUACUCCUCAGACGGCGAGCCGUGCAACACACCGACACAUACUACUGUCAGUAUACCAGAAAUCCGUGAUAUUCCACCACCCAGCUACGCGAACUCUACAUCACAGCGCACUUCAGCGAAAAUAGGCCCCUGGAAAGGAUCAACAUACAUCAUCCGUGAUCCCGAGACGGAACUCGUCAUCGGCCUCAGAGAUGGGAACCUAAGAAUGUUUUCACAGGAGAAAAGUUCUGGCGGUUUCGACUUUGGUCAGCGAGAUACCCAUUGGCAGUGCCACGAGAAUGGACAGAUGUGGCUCGGUUUCAAGAACGCAGUGUCUGGACGAUGGAUUGGACAUAAUGAUAAUGGAAAACAUUGGAGAUUUCGUUGUCAAGCGGAACGGCAUAAAUCGUGGGAGUAUUUUGUGACGAGACAACAUCCAAAUGGUGGACAUUUGCUUUUAGUGAAGGAUUGGGACUCGUUCCUACCGAUGAGGGCGGCUGAUAAUGGUGAAUUGGUGGUGGAGAGAGAUGUAGAUGCUGGGACGGCGUGGGAGUUUAUCAAAGUUGAUCUGUAA
Messenger RNA from Talaromyces amestolkiae, 561 nucleotides. RefSeq lists its product as uncharacterized. Bases 1 to 561 code for a protein of 186 amino acids. Lineage: Eukaryota; Fungi; Ascomycota; Eurotiomycetes; Eurotiales; Trichocomaceae. The record is from RefSeq and is a predicted model, not a curated record. The transcript has a single exon.